Messenger RNA from Magallana angulata, 2208 nucleotides. RefSeq lists its product as uncharacterized. The transcript is spliced from 3 exons. NCBI's taxonomy places the organism in Eukaryota, Metazoa, Mollusca, Bivalvia, Ostreida, Ostreidae. Bases 203 to 1891 code for a protein of 562 amino acids. Gene Ontology annotation, biological process: positive regulation of DNA-templated transcription. Gene Ontology annotation, cellular component: chromatin; nucleoplasm. Gene Ontology annotation, molecular function: zinc ion binding; protein binding; ubiquitin-protein transferase activity. The record is from RefSeq and is a predicted model, not a curated record.
ACUAGGAAGUAUUGCAAGCUGUACAAGAAUAGGAAGAGAAAACAAUACCAGCAGCCUGAAGUUUUGACAUGCACGAUCAGCAUAUCAAGAGAGUACACUCCGAUCAUGAAAUUGUUAAUGCACGACGGAGAACGGUUGUCGAUCUAGGAUAAACGUAAGAUGAGGCCCUUGCUUUUAUAUACACGAUAAGAUUUGUCAUACAAUGGAUCCUCAACACAGCGCCCAGGAUGUGUUGCGGUGUGACCAAUGUGAUGCACUUGUCCCCAAACUAUACUGUGACAUCUGUCAUCAUAACCUUUGCAAGAACUGUGUGGGAGAACACCUGUUGGACGAAUCAAAAAAACACAACGUAGUGCCAUUCAAAAACCGUAGAUCUACAGUUUUAUAUCCUAUUUGUCAAAAACAUACAACAAGGCAAUGCGAGCUAUUUUGUGAACAAUGUGCCAGCCCUAUAUGCUCAAGUUGUGUGUCCUCAAGAGACCAUAAUAGACACAAAUUUCUUGAUAUUUUUGAUAGUCUUGAAAGGCAAAGAGAAGAUUUACAAAAAGACUUGCAUGAAUUGGAAACAUAUAUUUAUCCACGAUAUCAACAGAUGGCAUCCAACAUCAUCGCCCAUAAAGCUGAUCUGUGUCAAAAUUCUCAAAAAUUGACAAUAGACUUAAACAAACAAAGAGAAAUAUGGCAACAAGAAAUGGAAACUGUAAUCAGCAACCUUAAAUCUAAUGCUGAUGAAAUGGAAACCAAACAACUUGGUCUUUUGAACAACCAAGAAGAUAAGAUUUCACGCACUAUUUCCGAAAUCACACAGAAUAUUAUUGAUCUAAAGAAGUUACUUGAUUCCAGUGACAUGUGCCUUCUUGUCCAUGAAUAUAAAUCCAGGAACGCUGAAUUUCGAAAAUUUCCCCCUCAAUGCAAGGUUUCGUUGCCAAUUUUUUCUCCACUUCCAAUCGAUACAGAACAAGUUCAAAAGCAAUUUGGUACCCUGUCACCAUUUUCCUUAAAAACAGAAGAACAUGUUUACGUCAAUGAAGAUGCAAAUUCUGACGUCAUUCCCUCAGGCAGCCCUCUGCUAGAUGUCCCCCAGAUCAGAACGACCAUAAACACAGCUAUAGGCCAUAGUUUUAUAAACAGUGUGGCCUGUCUUAGUGAAGAGGAAAUAUGGACUUGUGGUGUUGACAGCACUAUGAAACUACAUAAUCUCCAGGGACAACUAUUGAAGUCCAUCGAAACCAAGUCAGGAUACGUGCCUUCUGACAUAGCAGUGACAAGAGAUGGCUCUCUAGUUUAUACUGAUCCUGAUGACAGAACUGUCAACAUGGUGAAGAAUACAAAACCUAAGGAAGUGAUCAGACAACAGGGAUGGAGGCCUCGCAGUGUCUGUGUCGCCAUGUCUGGUGACCUCCUGGUGAUCAUGCUCAGCGACGACAACAGAAGAACUAAAGUUGUACGUUAUUCUGGCUCCAUAAAGAAACAAACCAUUCAAUUCAAUGACAAAGGUCAACCUCUUUAUUCAUCUGGUCACGCCAAAAAAUGUAUCACCGAGAACAAGAAUCUAGAUAUUUGUGUGUCCGACUACAUGGCCGGUUCAGUUAUAGUUGUCGAUCAGACCGGAAAUCUCAGAUUUACAUACAACGGUCCACCGACAAAGAGACAAUUUGACCCGAUUGGCGUUGCUACAGACGACCAGAGCCGUAUCCUGACAGCGGACGGCAACGAUUACCGAAUCCAUAUCAUUGAUCAAAAUGGAAAGUUUCUUCGGUUCAUUGACAAUUGUCAUUUGCAAAAUCCAUGUGAUUUAUGCGUGGAUACCAAGAACAACCUCUUUGUAGCUGAGAAAAGAACUGGGAAAGUGAAGAAAAUUCAGUAUUGUGGUUCCACCAUCAUUCGUUGAACGCCAAUUUUUGUAGACAGUUGGUGAUGGAAGAAAUCGGAUAAAAACCAAGUUUUGAUCAGCUCUGAAUAUCUUAUGUAGGACAUGAUUGCAUCUGUAAAUUUCUAUAUAACAUGACAAUAAACAAACUAUGUGUAUUCACAACUAUGUUUGUUAAAUGCUACAUGUUCAAGAUUUAAAAGCAACUUGUAAUUGCUAUUCGCUUUAUUAUUAUAAAGUCAGCAAAGUACAAAUGUUAAAAGAUUAUAUGGACAAUGUACAGCUGCCAACUUUUAUAUUGUUCUCAUUCAUUGAAUCAAUUAAAAUUUAAAAGUGGU